UAUGUGUCAAAUUAGAUAUAAAUAUUCGUUCGAAUUGUUCGCACGAGUUUAAAUACGAUACGAAAUAACAGAAAAAUACAUUAUUUGGAUACAAAAAGUUACGAUCUAAAAAAAUGCCACUCAAUGCUAAGUUGGUGCUACCAGUAGCACUUGGUUUCUCAAUAGUCACCGUCACAGCAUUUGUUGUCUACUAUGUGUUCAAGAAGGAUGAGGAAACUGAUAAAUCCGUGAAAACAUCUAGAGUGAAUGUGAUUGAAGUGCAUGUGCCUAAAAGUAUUGUUCCUGCUCUGAUUGGUAGAAACGGUUCAAACAUAAAAGAGAUAGAGAAUAAAUCUGGUGCUCUAAUUCAUUUCAAGAAGUUUACCGAUAAAGAGUACGAUGUAUGUAUUAUCAGGGGACGGACAAAUGCUACCCAACUUGCUGAGGCGAUGGUACAUGAUUUUAUCAAACAACAGCCUGCUAUUGUAGAGGACUUCAUGGAGGUACCUGGGUGGUCAGUUGGACGAAUCAUUGGUACAGGCGGUGAAAACAUACAUGAUAUAAGUCACCUGAGUGGUGCGAGAGUGAAGGUCGAGAGUGCGGCGGGAGGCGGCAGCAACGAGUUGAAGAGAAUCACUUUCCGAGGCACCAAGGAGCAGAUCGAACAAGCAAAGAAACUUAUUGAUAAUUGUGUGGCCCAAGAGAAGUGCCGUCGCGAAGUCGAGCAAGCGAAGCGCCCCCGCCUGCCGCUCAGCAUCCCGGCGGCUUCGCCCCCGACCGCCACCACGGACACAGGUGACACCGCCAAGCGUGUGCGAUACAAGCGCACGGACACGAGCUCUUCGAUAGAAGUGUACGUGUCGGCAGUGUCGUCACCGUCCCGAUUCUGGGUGCAAUUUGUUGGCCCACAAGUCGCACAACUAGACGAACUAGUCGCGCACAUGACGGACUAUUACAACAACAAGGACAAUCGAAGCGCACAUGCUUUAAAAUCCGUGUCCGUUGGUCAAGUGGUAGCGGCUGUGUUCCGCCACGACGGGCGCUGGUACCGCGCCCGCGUCGACGACCUGCGGCCGAACGAGUUCGACGCCACGCAACAGGUGGCUGACGUAUUCUACUUAGACUACGGCGACAGCGAAUAUGUUGCGACUCACGAGCUGUGCGAACUGCGAGCUGAUCUGCUUCGACUGAGAUUCCAGGCGAUGGAGUGCUUCCUGGCGGGCGUGAAGCCGGCGUCGGCUGAGGAGACUCCGCCGGAACAGUGGCCCAAGUGGCAUCCGCAGGCUGUCGAGCGGUUUGAAGAACUUACACAGGUCGCAAGAUGGAAGCCGCUGUUGUCCAAAACAUGCACGUAUAAGAGAACGGCCUCUAUGAGAGGGGAUAUGGACAAGGAGAUACCCGGGAUCAAGCUAUAUGACGUUACUGAUGAAGGUUCCAUAGACAUCGGCGAGACGCUGCUGGCCGAGGGCUGGGCGGUGGCCAGCGCGUCGCCGGCCAACACUCCACACCACAACACGCCAUUUGGGGAUCUGUCUAAUUCUAGGGUGUUGGGUAUGCUGAGUCCGCGCGCUAUGUCUAUGCCCAAAGACCACAAAGAUGAUCGGGAUAAAACUCCAAUUACACCCGAUAAUCUAAAAGAUAAUCCAACAUCAAAAUCAAUGUCCGCCGGGCUAGAAGCGGCGGACAAAGUGAAAUCUGUAUCCAACUUCGACCUAUCGUACGACACGACGAAAUUAUCGGAACGACCGCACGUGAACGGGUCGCACGACUUUAUCGCGUCGGAACGACAAAAUGUCGAGAGGGAUUUGGCGCCAAAUUCGCCGACGUUGACCAAAGACUUGCGGGACGAGUUCAAAGCGAACAUGAAUAGAAUAGACUCGCACCACAGCAACUUGGACGCUCUGGGGAGACAUGAGAAAUAGCCUUAUAUGUCAGUUAUAAUACCCCCGGGAAAUGUUUUAAAGUACCAGAAAAAUUUUAAUUUCUUUUUUCGCUGAAUCUCUAUUUUUUUAGCCAUAUUACUUGAGUAUGAUCAUUCUUCAAUGACUAAAUUUAUAGAAGUUAAAUUUUUUGCCUACUGUUAUAAAAAGUUGAGUAUUUUUUAUAAUAUAAAUUAAAUUGAUAAUGUGACCCAUUUUUCUGGUACAUUUAAAAUGAUGAUGUAUAUUGUUUUGAAAUAAAUACACAUGAUCUGUAAAAAUCGACGUCAAAAAUAAUGAUAUUUAUCGUUCGUCUUGAAUAGUUAAAGUAAAUAAUGAAAGUUAUCAUCUUAUUACGUUGCUAUAAGAACACAAUUAGAAUGAUGUGAUUGUCUUUACAACGAAAUUUUAUAGUAUUUGCACACCACAGAAAAAUCUGUUCAAUUGAUGUAACUUUCGUGAAAAGGGUCAAGUUAGGCGACACUAUCUAAAUUUUAUCUAAUUUUUAACGUAACCAGAAAGAAUAGAAGACUGGUAGAGUUAUUCAAGGAGUCCAGGGCAGACUCAUACUAUAACCCUUAACAACACGCACACUAAUCUAAUCUAAUAUCCAUAUUUAAUGAUCUGAUACAAUCCGUAGAUCAUAUAACAGAAAAACCCAUAUGUUGUCUCAUUUCUACCAGGUAAAAAAAAACGACAUUGAUAAAUCGAAAAAAAAUAUUAAAGAAAAACCAAACAAAAGAAAUCAAUUCGCUGAAUAAAAGUGAAUGUGUUUGUACAAAAUAUAAAAAAUACAUUUAUUUAUUAUAAUGUAACGAAAUUGCAUUAAAUACUUAGAACUUAUUGUAUAAGAUGGUGCGAAUAUAGUGAAACUUAAAUAAUAAUACUUACGUAAUAUAACUUUCAAUUUCUUUAACACAAAACCUGGUGCUUGAUUUUCUACAAUUUACUUAAUAUUACGUAAAAAAAAAACUUAUUUAUAUAUUUGUAAAAUUUACUUAUUUUUCGAUUGAAAAGUAACAUUAUUUUUCAAUACUAACCCACCUUAGAUAUAUUUGUAAAUAACAUUAUGUAAGAAAACAUGUGCAUAUUAUGUUGUGUACAAUAGCGUAGAUCCUAAUUUAUCUGUGAUUGCCGAUUAUAGUGUGUAGUUAGUAGUUUAGCGCCUUUUUAACUGUCAUUUUUAUUUUUUAUCUGUUAAGUAGUCGUAACGUGCGACAGCAUUUUGUUUUCUAUUGUAGUCCAUUAAUGUAUGCGUAAAAAACAAAAUAAAAAAUAAACAAAUGUGGUGCUAACAAUUUGUAUACUAGAUAUAGUUAAAAAUAGUUUCUUUUCGUUUGUUUUAUUUGCGUACAUAAUCUGUUGUCUUGUUGACGUUAUCGUUGUUAAAUGUAUUAGAUUUUAGUACUUAUUUAGAAAAAUGGUUGUAUAUGAUCUGCUUAAACAUUAUACUAAAGUACAUACAGCGUAAUAUUUUACACUAAGUACUGUUCCGAAUUAUUUAAGUAAAGAGUAUUGGUAUAUUGUUUUUUGUGCGAUAUUUUCAAAAGUCGCUUUUUAUAAAUGAGGAUUUAUAUUCAUGUUUCAUGAAACUAAAAUUCUCAUCUAUAAAGCAUUUGAAUGCUAUAAAACUAAAAUUGCUUUAGUAAAAAAUUCUAAACAUUACCUCGAAUUUUUAAUACGGAAUUGCAAAUUGAAAUAAGGAGUACGUAAUUUUGAUACAAUCUUGAUUCGUCGGUGUUGCAAAAACAUAAUUGUUUUUCUCUGUUAUAAGUAAUACAUAUCUGUGACAAAAAAAUCUGUAAAUUAAAAAAAAAAUGUAUCUACCAUAUCACCUGGCACGUAUUUUUUUGCGAAAAUGCGAAUACCCGUUUUUUUUAAUAUUAUAAUUUAUAAGGCUACGUAAUAGGUACAAACGUUUUUUUAUACGUUGUAUUGUUUUUAAGAUGUUUAAACUCGAAUAGUCUAUAUGGAAUAUUUUCUAUGUGUUUGACAUAAUAAAUAAGUUGAUAAAAUAA
This is a messenger RNA of Zerene cesonia (dogface butterfly), 3916 nucleotides long. RefSeq names its product tudor and KH domain-containing protein homolog (gene papi). The record is from RefSeq and is a predicted model, not a curated record. Gene Ontology annotation, biological process: spermatogenesis. Lineage: Eukaryota; Metazoa; Arthropoda; Insecta; Lepidoptera; Pieridae. Bases 114 to 1901 code for a protein of 595 amino acids. Gene Ontology annotation, molecular function: RNA binding. The transcript has 13 exons.